Tetranychus urticae (two-spotted spider mite) is the source of this 2302-nucleotide messenger RNA. RefSeq names its product pseudouridine synthase 7 (gene Pus7). Gene Ontology annotation, cellular component: nucleus. The record is from RefSeq and is a predicted model, not a curated record. Gene Ontology annotation, biological process: pseudouridine synthesis. Lineage: Eukaryota; Metazoa; Arthropoda; Arachnida; Trombidiformes; Tetranychidae. Gene Ontology annotation, molecular function: pseudouridine synthase activity; RNA binding.
AUUUAUAAUUAUUGGUCCAGUUGAAGGAUUGACUCAAAUAAUAUUCAAGUCUUAAACAUCACAUCUGUAAAGGUGUUUACUUGUUUUUAUUUUUUACUUUGCCUUUUAUCCAUUUUCUUUAUUUUUGCUUCACAUUUUUACAUUGUCUCUCAAUUACAUUUUUAUUGCUAAUUGUUCAUCUAUCCCUCCAGUUUUAAUUACAAAGAUUAGUGGAUGAUAAUACCCCCUUGUGUUAACCUUUGCUUUAGAAGAUUGUUGUUUGGAUUAGCAUAUCCCUCGUUAACUGUUCGUUUAAAUAUGAGUUCGGAGUUAUCACCGACUAAAGGAGUUAACAAACCACGCGAGUCCACUUCAGGAGGAUAUUCAUAUGUACCAAGUGAUCAUGAAUAUGCAGCUAAAAGAAUAAAAUUGGACGAUGAUCCUGAAUAUGAUGAUUAUGAAGCAGAUUUCGCAGAUGAAGAAUGUGAAACUGGACUUGAUGAAGCUACAGCUGAACAUGAUGAUUUAAAGUCUGAGGUACGAUCUGAUCAUUUGUACAAGGCUUACAAGGUAUCUGAGAAAGAAGCUUUUAUUACUGAAUUUAUUGGGGAUCAUCAAGGAUUCACUGGUGAGAUAAAGCAAAGAUAUUCAGAUUUCCUUGUACACGAAGUUGACCAAUCAGGCCAUGUUGUUAGACUAACCGACCUUACCCAGCCAAUCGAAGAACAGAAACCUGUUAAUCCUGCAAUCGGUGCAAUUGCUUCUAUAUUAACACCAGAACUCCAUCAAAAGUUAGCUGAACUAUCGAUCAACAAAGAAGCUAAUCAAGUUGAUAUUCCUGUUGAUGGUUUGCAAAAGGAUGAGAGGACUCAAAUUCAUAAAUAUGUCAAAGAAAGAUAUCCUGGAUUGGAAUCAAAUUAUACAGAUAAACAGGGUUCUCCGGUAAUUACGGUCAUGAGAAAGGGAAACAAUGCUCGAUAUAGUGCUGCUGAUUGGCCAGUUGGUAAACCCAAUUUUGUCCACUUCGUUCUUUAUCAAGAGAACCAUGGAACCAUUGAAGCCAUUGAAAAGAUUUCUCGAUUUACAGGGAGACAACCAAAAGCAUUUACUUAUGCAGGAACCAAAGAUAAACGGAGUAUAUCAACUCAGAAAGUAUCAUCCUAUAGACAAAAUCUGGACAAACUUUUCGAUCUCAAUACAAUUCUGGGUAAAAAUGUACCAGCUAUAGUCAUUGGAAAUAUUACUUUUGAACGGGAACCCAUUCGUCUAGGUCAAACAAUUGGUAACCAUUUCGAUCUGGUUAUUAGAGAUUUGAUUUAUAAUUCAGAAGAUGAUGUACACCAUGCUUUCCUUAAUAUAAAAGAGAAGGGUUUCAUUAACUAUUUUGGUACCCAAAGGUUUGGUAUGAAUGCUUCACCAUCACAUUCCAUUGGGCUAGCUGUUCUUAAAGAAGACUGGUUGACCGUUUUAGAUUUGAUUUUAUCAGAGAAAAAAGUGGACAAUGAAGCAAGUAGAACCGGACAAUUUGCCAGUUUCAACCAAUGUAUGAAAAUUUGGAAAGAAACAAGGAAUCCAGAACUAGUCCUGAAAGAACUGAGCUUUCGUAACAGUCGAGAGGCACGAAUAAUGAAAGGAAUAAUCAAGAGUGGAUCAAACAACAAUUAUUAUGCCGGGUUUUGCCAAAUAACUAGGAACCAGAGAAUGUUGUAUCUUCACGCUUACCAAAGUUUAUUGUUUAAUAAACUGGCCUCAUUCAGGAUACAGCGUUAUGGUUUAAAGGUUGUUGCAGGUGAUCUAUUGAUUAGCGAAAAGGAAAAAUGUGAGCAAUUGGAUGACCUGAAACAUAUCAAGCCUAGAAUAGCAACGGAAAAUGAUGUCACCACCGCAUCGAUUGAGGAUGUUGUUUUACCUAUUCUAGGUGUCAGCUCGAUUUUGCCAGAAAAUGAAGUGGCUGAUAAGCUGUAUGAACUUCUUGAGGCGGAUGGUGUCACCGUGGAAUCGUUUAACCUCAAACACAAAGAACUGCAUCUCUCUGGAACUUAUCGUAAACUUAUGAGUAAGCCAUCAAACAUGCAAAUGGAGAUUGUGUCUUAUGACGACAACACGAAGCCCUUGUUUUUAACUGAUUUAGAUAUUUUAAAAGGAAAGAAGUUAUCCGAUGGAAGUGGAGACAAAAAAGCGCUUAAACUUUCCUUUAUGUUGCCUACAUCUGCUUAUGCGACCGUAAUGUUAAGAGAAAUGAUGAAAACAGAUAUUAUAUAAAAUGACAAUUGUUUUAUUAAUUAGAAAUAAAAUGAUCAAAGUGUUUUUUAUCGAAUUUAAA